Molecule: messenger RNA, 559 nt
Organism: Heteronotia binoei (common prickly gecko)
Lineage: Eukaryota; Metazoa; Chordata; Lepidosauria; Squamata; Gekkonidae
Gene: NDUFA2
Product: NADH:ubiquinone oxidoreductase subunit A2
Exons: 3
Coding region: 145-438 (97 amino acids)
Source: RefSeq, a predicted model, not a curated record
AGGACUCUCGCCCCACAAUGCAACGCGCGGCAAGCAGCCGCGGAGGGGGGCACUUUUACCCACAAUGCGGCGCGCAAGGCCACGCCCCUUUAUUGAUUCUGAAACGUGGAUUGGCGGAGGCGUUUUGCGGGCCUGGGGCUGAACAUGGCGGCGAGUUCGGCUGCGCGGGUCAUCGGGAGCCACCUCAAGGAGAUUCGGCUCCACCUUUGCCAGCGCUCGCCGAGCAGCCAGGGCGUCAGAGACUUCAUUGAAAAACAGUAUGUUCCAUUGAAGCAGGCAAAUCCAGAUUUCCCUAUUCUGAUCAGAGAGUGCUCAGACGUGCAGCCCAUGCUAUGGGCUCGAUAUGAAUUUGGCAGAGAGAAGUGUGUACAGCUGAACAACCUGAAGAUGGACCAAGUUGCCAAAGCUUUAGACACUGUUAUAAACAGCAAAGCAUGAAGAUAACGCACGGUACCUGCAUUCAAGAAUCUUAAUCCAGUUGUGAAGCAUGUAUGGAUGUAACUUAUUAAACUGCAUAUAAAAAUAGAGCUUCCAAAAUACAGCCCAAAUACCUAUUUUA